UGCUUUUAACUACAAGAAUUUCGGUUUUUUUCGUUUUUCGUUUUCGAUAAAAUAACGUUUUCACAACACUGAUUCAAAGCGAUAGUAUAGUUCAUGAAUAUUGAAUUUCAACGUAACCUCAACGUUAAAAUAGCUCACUAAAAAAGUGCGAAACAGACUUCAUUUUUUCAUGAAAUUUGCUUACGAAAUCAGCUGUUGGUGUUUGAUAAUAGAAACCGCAUAAAAUUAUCACUGAUAACAAAAUAUUAAAACUAAAACUAUUAAAACUUCUAAAAACGUUCAAUUUGUAAUAAAAAAGUAAUAAAAACCGUAGAAAUCAUUUUCCGAUUCCAACAUCAGCAUCGAGGAACAGACAGAACCAACGUAGAAAUAUGAGCGCCAACAUAUUCAAAGGCUACCUCAAAACACACUCCAAUAUACUGGUCUUGACAGGAGCAGGAAUUUCCGCAGAAUCUGGAAUACCAACGUUUCGUGGAGUCGAUGGAAUGUGGAGAAAAUACCCAAUCACAGAAGUAGCUAACCCGGCAGCUUUCAGAAAACGACCUUCUUUAGUUUGGGAAUUUUACAGCUACAGGAGAGGAGUUGCUUUGAACGCUAAACCAAAUAAGGCACAUUACAUGUUGGCUGAAGUUCAAAAGAGAUGUGCGGAAGAAGGAAGAAAUCUCAAUGUGGUGACUCAAAAUGUGGACGGGUUACAUAUUCAGGCUGGCGCCAAGAACGUGAUCGAAAUGCACGGGUCUUUGUUCAGGACCAAGUGUACAAAAUGCAAUCGGGUUGAAGAAAAUAGAGAACAUCCUAUCUGCGAAGCAUUGAGAGGCAGAGGGGCUCCAGAUGUAGAAAAUCACCAAGAUAUCCCACUAGAUCAGUUACCACGUUGUAAACAUUCCGGAUGCGGUGGUCUCCUCAGGCCAGAUAUUGUCUGGUUUGGAGAAUAUUUAGAUCCUAAUAUUACCUCGAAGAUAGCCGAAUUAGUGGACACUGCUGAUGUAUACAUAGUGAUAGGAAGCUCUUCAGAGGUAUACCCUGCCAGGCAGUACUUAAAUAUGCUAAAAGCCAGAGAUGUCAUCACAGCUGAAUUCAAUGUUGCUCUAACAAGUCAAAGCAAUGAUUAUUCAUUCAUCUUCCAAGGUCCAUGUACUGAAACGAUACCAAAAACUUUGAAUUAUUGGGAGAAUAAUACAAGUCAGAAUGAACCCGAAAACGCGUCAUAAUUUCAUAAGAGUUUUAACUUUCCAUCGUUGUUGUGUAUUUUAUCUACGGGGGAUGAUGGGGUGAAGGGAAUGAUCAAUUUGUUUGGUGUUCUACUUGACUUUCGUACCAAAUACUGUAAUUAUUACUGGGGAAUGUUGUUCCACAUUUUGUUAAAUGUUGAAUAAAAUAUGCGUUUUUAUGUGGUA
Messenger RNA from Planococcus citri (citrus mealybug), 1397 nucleotides. Its product is annotated as NAD-dependent protein deacylase-like. The record is from RefSeq and is a predicted model, not a curated record. Gene Ontology annotation, molecular function: histone deacetylase activity, NAD-dependent; protein-succinyllysine desuccinylase activity; protein-malonyllysine demalonylase activity. The transcript has 6 exons. Bases 372 to 1211 code for a protein of 279 amino acids. Gene Ontology annotation, cellular component: nucleus. NCBI's taxonomy places the organism in Eukaryota, Metazoa, Arthropoda, Insecta, Hemiptera, Pseudococcidae.